Messenger RNA from Ilyonectria robusta, 693 nucleotides. Its product is annotated as acyl-CoA N-acyltransferase. Lineage: Eukaryota; Fungi; Ascomycota; Sordariomycetes; Hypocreales; Nectriaceae. The record is from RefSeq and is a predicted model, not a curated record. Gene Ontology annotation, molecular function: acyltransferase activity, transferring groups other than amino-acyl groups. The transcript has a single exon. The coding region runs from base 1 to 693 and encodes 230 amino acids.
AUGCCUCUGUCCUCGCGGCUGCACUUAACUAACGGUCGUAGUACCGCUGCACUACGGCAAUCCUUCGUGGACCCCACAAACUGCAGUCGCAAUGGCCGUGAGUAUAAGAUGGAGACUGCCCGCAAACUCACCUUCAAGCAUGAACGCCAAGACGUCGUCAUUACCCCAGCGCAUCCUUAUCUUGGAAAGACUCCUUGGAUAACCGCCGUACAUUGUGUAACUCAACAGAUGAACAGCAUGCCCAAAAUCUCUACUCGCGUCGCUGGAGCGACAGAUGCCAGUACAAUUGCCACCCUUGUUCAUGGCCUCCUCGAUGAGCUCUGGGGCGGAGGUGGUCCCGACGUCGAGACGCUCGCUCGCACCGCGGCGACGGUAAUUGGCGAUCCGGGUGUGACUGCAGCAAUUGCCUACGCCGACGACCAGCCAGUCGGCGUCAUAACCCUGAACGAGUGCACUGCCAUCUACGCGGGCGGCAAGUUCGGCGAGAUCUCGGAAUUAUACGUCUGCCCGCACAUGAGGUCGCAGAGCGUGGCACCCCACCUUAUUGAACUUGCGCUAUCACACGCUCGGCUGCGAGGAUGGAAGCGCCUGGAAGUUGGGACACCAAGUCAACCAAAAUGGAGCCGCACACUAAACUUCUAUCUACGCAACGGCUUUCGAGAGCUCGGGCCUAGACUAUGUCGUGAUGUCUGA